UGAUAAAAUAAUUUUAAGAAUAGAACAAAAAUCCUCAAAAUGGUAUCUCCUGUAAACCUUUCUUAUCUAGAAAUUUUGUUUUUAAACCAUUUUUCUGUUUUUUUCUCCAAAAACUUGUGAAAAGGGGCAGAUUUAGUCCUUCACAAUUCUGUAUAUUCUGGAACCUAUCUUCAUAAAAUCUGCAUAGUUCAGAGUCCAUUCCCAAAAACCUUUACACAAAGAGCACUCAUCCAUGGCAUUUGCUCACAACUUGCUAACCGUCCCAGCUGAUACUUCAAAUCCCCACUCCGCUACUUCGAUUAUUACCCGCCCCUUUUCAUCUUCUUAUAAUUCUCUAUCUUCUUUGAGUUUUUCUUAUUCUCCCCUAAAAUUUAACACUCGCAGGGUCUCUAAUUUCCCCAAGAAUUUGAGUCUCAGCCACAAAGCAUCUGUUAAGGCCCAGGCAUCUGAAGCCAGCUCAGCUGCAGAUGCUUUCACCAACUUCAAGCAUGUACUCCUACCAAUUACAGACCGGAAUCCUUAUCUCUCUGAGGGCUCAAGACAGGCUGCAGCAACUGCCACUGCUUUGGCGAAGAAGUAUGGAGCUGACAUAACAGUUGUUGUUAUUGAUGAAAAGGAGAAAGAAGCAGUCCCGGAGCAUGAGACCCAACUGGCGAGCAUCCGGUGGCAUUUAUCUGAAGGUGGAUAUCAGGAGUUCAAGCUGUUAGAACGGCUAGGUGAAGGAAGCAAGCCAACAGCCAUUAUUGGUGAAAUUGCUGAUGAGAUGAACUUGGAUGUGGUAAUUAUGAGUAUGGAAGCUAUCCAUUCCAAGCAUGUUGAUGCAAACCUACUCGCUGAGUUCAUCCCUUGUCCUGUAUUGCUUUUGCCCCUAUGAAGAAGAAAUGUAUCUGAAAAGCCAGUGGAGUUUGAUUUUAGGAUCAAGGGUAUUAGCAUUACCUCACUUGUAGUUUAUUAUUAUCUUCAUCGAUAUGAUCUCCUACCUUUUGACCUUUUGAUUACGUUUUCUGCUUCAUUGACCAUAAAUGCAAGUUUUAGAUUUGCGAUGACUGGUAAUAGAACGAAAAACAGAAGCUGGUUCAUUGUAUCUCAGUCGUAAGAAGACAUGGAUGUCGUCCACUUUAAGUGUUAGCCUUGCUCAUCUUGAUAGCUGCCAUGAGUUUGUGUAUCCGGCGUUUAAAUUGAUAGAAUUGGAUUUCUUCUGUUUAUACUUAA
Messenger RNA from Nicotiana attenuata, 1212 nucleotides. RefSeq lists its product as uncharacterized. NCBI's taxonomy places the organism in Eukaryota, Viridiplantae, Streptophyta, Magnoliopsida, Solanales, Solanaceae. The transcript is spliced from 5 exons. The record is from RefSeq and is a predicted model, not a curated record. The coding region runs from base 233 to 874 and encodes 213 amino acids.